Molecule: messenger RNA, 1448 nt
Organism: Botrytis cinerea B05.10
Lineage: Eukaryota; Fungi; Ascomycota; Leotiomycetes; Helotiales; Sclerotiniaceae
Exons: 1
Coding region: 288-1367 (359 amino acids)
Source: RefSeq, a predicted model, not a curated record
GGUAAUGAUUAACCAUACGGCUCUUACUGUAGAUCCGUAUAUAAACUACAAACCUCCCAUUCCUGUUCUGAGCUAAUUUUGGCUCCAUCCAUCCAUCUUCUUCAAAAAUACAAAUACCAAGCCUACACCCACUUUUCUCUCAAAAAAAAAAAAAACCACUCAAAUCUUCUGAUUCACAGCUAUUCGAUCAAUAAUCAUCUACAUUGAGUCCGAAAAAGCAAAUCAAACUAAGAGUAUCCAAAGAAACGCUUUUUCCAAAGCAGAAGAAUAUUCAAAAGCCUAAUACAAUGGGGCAGCUUUCAACAAACGAUUCGCGAAUCAAGACGAGUUCAGCGGCUAAUCCCUUGAAAAGAAAACGCACGACAUUCCCUCAAUUCGCUCAAUUUCCCUCUGAAAUUCGAUGCAUGAUCUUCGCACAGGCAUUGCCACCUUCGCAAAUUCUGAACUUCCGCUUCUGGAUUCAUAGGAAACGUGGUGGAUUCACCGAUAUAAUCAACUUUGGAUCUGCGCUCGCAAAAUUUCCCGGUGUUUCAGCUCUUUCAGAGACUUGCAAAGCCUCAAAUGAUAUUUUAUAUCGUCAUGUUGGGCUUGAGAAGAUCGAACUGAUCCGCCCUCCAAUUCGUCAUUUUCUCGAUACAACAGAGGUUAUUCCUGAUACACUCAACUACUUGUAUCUUCGACCUUCGACUGAUGUCUUCAUGGUCAGAAUUGACAGCCUCGUCAGAUUAUAUCAACUUGGCGGCUCGAUCGGAUCUCUACGUAAUAUCAAACAGCUCGCUGUGACCGGAAUAGAUUACGAUCUUUUCGACGAUUUCGACCGUGAACAGUUAACAGUUCUAUUCGAAAAGUUCUGCAAUAUCAUCCAAAAACACUGCCCAGAACUUAAGAAACUUCAGCUAGUCAUUGGAGACACUGAAGCGGUUCCAUUCAGCACCGGGAACAAUAAUACUGAGUUGACUCGAAACAUGAGACUGAUCGAAAUGGACGAAGACUUUCAAAGUCUUGAUUUUGAAGAGGAUGACGCGAGGCUAGAAUAUUAUGAGUUAGAAGGCCUCAAGGAAGGAAUGCGUAGUACUUCUCUGUAUGCGCAUCGCGCAAUGAUGGAACUCAAAGACUAUGUAGCACAACAAGCGAUGAUGGAACUUGAGCAUUAUGCAGAACGCGAACAAAUGCUCUCGGAUAGUGCUGUGGAGGAUUACUGGAGGAAGAUUGAGGUAGUUCCAGUUACAGUGGGCUGGUUGGAAGGUGGCAAAAGACCCCAAUUAUGGUUUCCUGCACUGUCAUCUGCGCUUCCAUGCUAUGAUGAUGGAACUCCUUUCGACAGAUACCAAGGGAUGGUGGAGCUCUUUGGGGGAGCAGACUUGUAAAUCUGUCGAGCUUGAAAUCAUUUACGCUUGCGCAUGAAAACACUCUCGCCCUUUUAGUGAGAAACGUUUACUUCAAACUUA